AUGGAGACCCUAAGAAGGGAAACAACUUCCACGGUUACGAGGUGGGUUCUCGAGAAAAGGGGCAACACUCACAAAACAACUAUGCUGGGUGCGCGUGUUCCACCUGACCUUACGGGCGUUCAUCGAUCCUCGUCGAGGUCGCUUAAACCUCAAACUUUACUACUUUUACAACUAAUACUUAUGGUAUAG
Funneliformis caledonium is the source of this 189-nucleotide messenger RNA. The record is from the annotation of a GenBank genome assembly. Lineage: Eukaryota; Fungi; Glomeromycota; Glomeromycetes; Glomerales; Glomeraceae.